This is a messenger RNA of Psammomys obesus (fat sand rat), 396 nucleotides long. RefSeq names its product synaptonemal complex central element protein 3 (gene Syce3). Gene Ontology annotation, cellular component: central element. NCBI's taxonomy places the organism in Eukaryota, Metazoa, Chordata, Mammalia, Rodentia, Muridae. Gene Ontology annotation, biological process: spermatogenesis; synaptonemal complex assembly; reciprocal meiotic recombination. The transcript has 3 exons. The coding region runs from base 61 to 327 and encodes 88 amino acids. The record is from RefSeq and is a predicted model, not a curated record.
UCCUCGCCUCGCCUCGCCUCGUGGGCUGUGGAGCUGACCAGAGCGUGGGCCCAGCCAGAGAUGGCUGAUUCUGAUCCUGGCGAAAGAAACUAUGAUAACGUGCUGAAAAUGCUGUCCGACCUGAAUAAGGACCUGGAAAAGCUAUUGGAAGAGAUGGAAAAAAUCUCAGUGCAGGCAACCUGGAUGGCCUAUGACAUGGUGGUCAUGCGUACCAACCCCACACUAGCAGAGUCCAUGCGCCGGCUGGAGGAUGCCUUCCUCAACUGCAAAGAGGAGAUGGAGAAGAACUGGCAAGAGCUACUCACCGAGACCAAGCGCAAGCAGUGAGCCCCCACCUGUCACCAGCCUGAGGGUCCUGAGCUAAGGGCCUGGGUCCAGAGGCCCAGAUGUGUAGCU